AUGACCGGGGCCAGCGGCGGCGGCCGCGAGUUGACGGCAUGUGGGCUCCCUGUUGGGCGCCUUUGCUCCAGAGUCCACAGGGCACUACCUCCAGCCCGGUCUACGCAUACAACACCACGCCGUCUCGAGCUGCCUUUGCCUUUCCUACACGACCCGUCUUCCUCACGCCCUCACCUGCUCCUGCCUCUUUUCCCUCGACACACCAGGGCUGAACUCUUCCUCUCCCCCAACGGCCCGUCCCUCCCAACUCCAAUUGGCUUUGUUUGCCUCUCCCGGAGCGCGGCUCUCACUCCCCCACCCUCGAACACGCCGUGCUCGUCUUCCUACGCCUCUUGUACACCAACCAUCAACACGACCACCAUGCACGGCUCUCCCGCAAAGCAACGCGCCGCCCUGGCACCCCUCGACGCGAACGCAAGGCCGUCCCUGCCGUCUCCCAAAAUGCCCAAAGACGGCAGCGUCUCCGUCAUCCCCCUCACCGGCGGCUCGUCCCCUCUGAAGAAGAGCCUCUCCUCCUCCCUCACCACCACCACCACCACCAGCGGCACCAAGCGGCCCGCCGAGGAACUGACGCCGCCCGGCCGCAAGAAGACGUGCGUAGAAGAGGUACGUGUCCCCCUCCCCUCUCCUUUCCUCCCAAGCCAAGCCAGAAUGCUAAACAAACGGGCCCAGGACGCGCGCCGCUCGAGAACAAGCUCCCCCGACUCGCCCUCCCUCUUCGACACCUCCGCCGCAGAAGGCGACUCCUCGUGGGCCACGGCCGCCACCGAGCCCGACGUAGGCAUCGUCGCCGACGCGCCGGCCCUCCUCGCGCCCCGGCAGAGGGGCACCAUGACGCGCGAGCAAGCAAGAGAGAAAGCAGCGAUUCUGCGCCUGCGCCUCGGCCUCGCGAGCUACAAGGUCCGCACGGGGCAGACCACCGUGCCCUUGGCCGACCUCGAGCGGAAGCCGCUGCCCCGGAAGACGGUCCGCGUGCAGUCACCGCCGCCGCUGCCGUCUCGGAAACACGCCCACGCCUCGGCCUCCGCCGCUGCUGGCGAGCCGGGCACCGCGUCGCCUGGUCCGAGUAGUACCCUGUCAAAGGGCGCUGCGAGCGGCCUUCUCAGCCUGGCGAGGAGCCAGUCAUGA
Messenger RNA from Metarhizium robertsii ARSEF 23, 1128 nucleotides. RefSeq lists its product as uncharacterized. The coding region runs from base 1 to 1128 and encodes 375 amino acids. The transcript is spliced from 2 exons. The record is from RefSeq and is a predicted model, not a curated record. NCBI's taxonomy places the organism in Eukaryota, Fungi, Ascomycota, Sordariomycetes, Hypocreales, Clavicipitaceae.